Enterobius vermicularis (human pinworm) is the source of this 1524-nucleotide messenger RNA. NCBI's taxonomy places the organism in Eukaryota, Metazoa, Nematoda, Chromadorea, Rhabditida, Oxyuridae. The record is from the annotation of a GenBank genome assembly.
AUGAUCGACACACUACGUCCUCUGCAACACCCUUCGUAUAAAAAUGCUCAUUCGGAGGAAUUUCUUGAAAUUCGCUCAGAGCGCUUUUGUGAUAUUCCCAUCAAUGUUUUUGUUGAUGAUUGCGAGGCUCUCUCGGUGGCUCGUUAUCUUGCCAAAAUGAAGUCAGCCCAGGGUGAUAAUUAUCCCUUUUUUGUGAUGGAUAUGGGUCGUGUUGAAAGUCUUUUAAACACUUGGCAAAGUAAGCUACCAGACGUACAGCCUUUUUAUUCGCUACGUUGCAACUCCGAUCCUGUACUGCUACACUUGCUAGCUGAACAGAGUAAUAUAGGUUUUUAUUGCACCAGUCGUGCUGACGUCGAACUGUUGAUUACUAAAGAAAGGAAAGAUGUUCAGGCGUUGACGAUGGUGGGGGAAGAUCAUAUCUUGUACGCAAACCCUUUCUGGACCAAGGGGAAUCUGCGUCAUGCAUGUGAAAACAACGUUGGGAUGUUGAUGUUUGAAAAUGAAAACGAACUACAGAGAAUAUCUGUUUCGUACCCUGAUGCGAGGCUUAUUCUUCGUGUUUGCAUGAAUCCUUCUCUAAACGAGAAUGCUAUGAAAAUUGGCUGUGAAGCUUUCGAGGAGGCACCAUCUUUACUUACUGUAGCGGCUCGUAUGGGAUUGCAAGUGACAGGCAUCAGUUUUUCGAUUGGAGCUGGUGCUUCUUCUGUCGGCAUAUACCGUCAUGCUGUUGGGUUGGCGCGUCGACUUUUCGAUGUAGGAACUUCUCUUGGGCAUAAGAUGAGCGUAUUGGACAUUGGUGGAGGGUUUCCCGGUUAUAACAGUGCCGUAGGGCUAUCAUUUUCGCAAGUUGCGGAAGCAGUCAACGCGGCACUGCUUGAACAUUUUUCCGAUCCAGCCUGCGCUGGUGUUAGGGUUAUUGCAGAACCUGGACGAUACUUUGCAGCUUCUGUUUUUUCUUUAGUUACGAACAUCAUUGAUAAACGUAUCGUUGAUGCAAGCCUUGUCACAAGCGAUUCGUAUGAUAGUGGAUCAGCUGGUUUUGUUUACCAAACAAAUGAGGGUUUCUAUGGCUCGUUUGGAUGUUGUUUGACAGCUCAUUGCGAGCCAUGUUGUCGCCCACUUGUGGAAGUUGAUGAAGAUUAUAAUAAUUACACUUAUGCCACCAUACUUGGCCCCACUCUCAAUAGUGCUGACGUUGUGCAGCCUAUUGCGCGUCUACCGCAAAUGGAGGUUGGUGAAUGGCUGAUUUGGAACGAUAUGGGUGCAUACACACUUGGGAAUCGUGGAACAUUGGGAGAAAAUGGAGCAAAUGUUCCUUCAGUGUAUUAUUUGGUUGGGAAUGAACACUGGCGACAUCUUUCUCGACCUUCAACUCCUGAGAGCCUGGUCAGUUCAGUUCAUUCAGGGGCCGAGUCUGACUCAGAUCCCUCUCAUUCGACGGAUUGUCAGGCGCUGGAGGGUGGCGAUGUUGGAAGUGUAAUUGCAGACGAGGUGCAUUAUUGGUGUUCUGUAGCUACGUGA